Messenger RNA from Oncorhynchus kisutch (coho salmon), 2278 nucleotides. RefSeq names its product transmembrane protease serine 6-like. NCBI's taxonomy places the organism in Eukaryota, Metazoa, Chordata, Actinopteri, Salmoniformes, Salmonidae. The transcript has 10 exons. Gene Ontology annotation, biological process: proteolysis; blood coagulation. The record is from RefSeq and is a predicted model, not a curated record. Gene Ontology annotation, molecular function: calcium ion binding; protein binding; serine-type endopeptidase activity. Bases 178 to 1410 code for a protein of 410 amino acids.
UAUCAGGGGUACAGGGUAGUCUACGUACCCCCCUUCUAUCCCAGCUACUACCCACCAGACACCAACUGUACCUGGACAUUCACUGUGCCCUCUGCAGACUAUGGACUAUCACUGGAGUUUGAAGGUUAUGAGCUGAGCAGGGCCAACUAUAACCAGGCCUGUACACAGGGACAGUGGAUGGUACAGAACCGCAGGUUCUGUGGGACGAGAGGUCUCCAGCCGUAUGCUGAGCGCCUCUACCUCCUCUCCACGGCAACCAGAGUUGUCAUGACGUCCGAGGUGUCAAUCACAGGGCCUGGACUCCAGGUCCACUACAGCCUCUUCAACCAAUCAGAUCCCUGUCCUGGUCAGUUCCUGUGUACUCUAAAUGGUCUGUGUGUUCCAGCCUGUGACGGCAUCAAAGACUGCCCCAACGGACUGGACGAGAGGAACUGUGUGUGUAUAGCCCAGUACCAGUGUCCAGAGGACAGUCAGUGUGUUGACUACUUCAAGGUGUGUGACCAGCACCCAGACUGCCUUGAGGCCAUGGAUGAAGAGAACUGCACAGAGGGUGUACAGUGUACAGACAAGACGUAUGUGUGUGCUGACGGGACGUGUCUGAAGAAGCCGAACCCAGAGUGUGACUUCAUCACCGACUGUCCUGAUGCCUCCGAUGAGAGACACUGUGACUGUGGUCUGAGGCAGUUCACCAGUCGCGUUGUGGGAGGAGUCAACGCUACUGAAGGGGAGUGGCCAUGGCAGGUCAGCCUUCAGAUCGGUGGACGUCAUGUCUGUGGGGGGGCUCUGGUCUCCAGCCAAUGGGUGGUGUCCGCUGCCCACUGUUUCUAUGAUGACCGUCUCUCUCCCAGAGCGUGGACAGUCUACCUAGGUAAGUUCCUAUUGAACCGCAGCAGUCAGAUGGAGGAUGCCAUUCGGGUGCAACAGAUCCUCCUGCACCAGUACUACGAUGACGAGACACACGAUUAUGACUUGGCUUUGCUGCGACUGGAGAGACCUGCAGCUCCAGGCACCCUGGCCCAGCCCGCCUGCCUGCCGUCACCUACACACCAGCAAGAACCUGAGCUACUCUGUUGGGUCACGGGCUGGGGGGCGCUACGCGAAGGAGGCACUCCCAGUAACGUGCUGCAGAAGGUGGACGUGCGUCUGGUGAGCGAGGAGGCCUGCUUCCGUUCCUACGGUUACAUGGUCACUCCCAGGAUGUUGUGUGCCGGCUACCGUAGCGGAGAGAAGGAUGCCUGUCAGGGUGACUCGGGCGGUCCGUUGGUCUGCCAGGAGAACUCGGGUCGUUGGUUCCUAGCGGGCGUGGUCAGCUGGGGAAAGGGGUGUGGCCGGGCCGACUACUACGGCGUCUACACCCGCGUCACCAAACUCACCGGCUGGAUCAAAGAACACAUCUCUGGACAUGGCUGACCUUCAUCAUUCUCACCAUCAUCAUCAUCAUCCCAAAACAUUGUUAUCAUGUAGUAAUUGUUGUGAUCGAUUCUCUGUGUCAGUCCUUAGUAUAUUUAGAUGUCCGUCAGGUUUUUAACAGUGUCAUUGACCUUCUGGCACCAAAGUUCAUCAACCUAACAAGCAGACUUUCUGUCUCCUCUGGGCAAAUACACACUCUGCAGUAUUGGGCUCUACAUUCAACACUGCCACCUAGUGGAAGUUGUUAGAAUUACAACAUAAUUAAGAACUACCAUACCAAGGCAAUAGGCCCCGCAAAUUCAAAUCUGGACCUUAAAGCUCCACUGCUUUUGUUCAUUCAUCCCCUAAUCAGGGAUGGAUUUACACCUGCGACACCAGGUGUGUGCAAUUAAUUAUCAGGUAGAACAGAAAACCAGCAGUACUCUGCACCUCGUAGGGUCAGAUUUGAAUGCACCUGCAAUCGUCCUUGAUUCCUUCAUCGAAUGUUUGUCUGUUUAUAUACUGCUGUGGAUUGGAAUUGGUUAUGCACAGAUCAUUUCAGUCAGUGCACUACACUUGAAAUGCUGAUUGCUUUCAGUGUAUUUCAUUACAUGAGGUUUCUGAUGAAAGCCAUUGAAGGCUGAAACGUCAAUCUUUAAAAUGGUGAGUGUGACUUGUGCCGUUUCCUUUUCAAUUACAUGAUGUUCAUCAUUGUAAAUUAGAGCUUGUAAACCUUUCAAAACAUGAGGGAAUCCUAACUGGCAUCCUAUUCCCUCUGGGCUCUGGUUUAAAGUAGUGCACUAUAUAGGGAAUAGGGCGCCAUUUGGAACGCCAACCAUGAGGGUCGGAGUCAUCAUGAGGUUUCAUCAAUAAACCAGCAGAACUGUAA